AUGGAUGCUUCUACAAGAAAGACAAGUUGCAGUGAGGAAGAAGAAUGUAACUUGAGAAUCACUGAGUCUGCCGAUCACAGCUGUUGUUCAACCAAAACGAACAAUCUUGGACCAAAUUGUGUUCAGACAGUUACCUUACCCAAUAACAAGACUAUUUUACACUCACCAGUAGUAGCAGUCAAGCAACACUAUGCUGAUCCUCGUUUCUUGCCACUUCAAGAUAGCCCAGCUAGUAGUAUUGCCGGAAGUGCAACAACAGAGGGUACUAGUGAAGGUAGUCAUAGUAGUAAUAGCAAAAGCGGUAGCAGUAGUAGUUAUAAGCCUCAAUCGUCUUGUUCAAAUGCACCAAACAAAGGAACUCAAUGUAGUAGCAGUGCCUCAUCAUCGACUGAAGAAGCCGAAGCACGUGAAAAACGCUUUGGUAGUGUAAAUCUACAUCCUUUGCCAAGCGUUGCAUUAACAGCUAUAAUGAAUCAAGCGAUGCGUCGAAGUUUAUAUACUGAGUCUUCAGUUCAAAAUCCUGAACAACUACCGUACGCUGUUUUACUAACAACUCACAAAAAUUAUGGAAGCUCUUCAGGUCAUGAUGAUUUAAAAAUGAAUUCAACACAUGUUCCAACAUCUAAUAAUGACCUGAGUAGUCUCUUAUCACACACCUCAGCCCAAACUAAUCUAAAUUCUGUUCAUAGUACAUCUGUUGACGUUUGUUCGUCUCAAUUUAAUCAAAACUUGCCGUUACACCUUAUUCCUCCUAAUUUAUGGCCACAAUUGAUUUGUCCAAUACAUGCUGAUAAUUUUCUGGCUCAAUUUUCUCAAAUUUUAUGCAAAACAAACAAUGAGAUCAACGAAACCAACAAUGAUAAAACAAUAUCAACAAAUUUUCCAAUUCUGUGCACAAAAAAUGAACAAUCACUUGGGAAUAUGACAUCAUCUACAACAUUGGAAGAAAUGAAACCCGAUUACAAUAAUAAUAUGAAUAAUUUGAAAAAAGCAACACAUACAAUCAUUACAACUACUGUACCUGAAACAAAUACUUAUAGUGGUAUACCUGUAGUAGGAUAUUCAUGUAAUGUAUCUGGACCAAAUAAUAAUAAUAAUAAUAAUAAUAAUAAUAGUGCCGUACAACCUACUAGUCAACAACGUGUUGGCCCAUAUUAUUUAGGUCCUACACUUGGUCGUGGUAAUUUUGCUGUAGUGAAAUUAGGCAAACAUUCACAAUUGUCUGUAAAGGUUGCUAUUAAAAUUAUGAAUAAAGAUUUGAUUGGUUCUAAAAAUCUUAGUAAAAUUUCACGUGAACUUGAAGCAAUGAAACGUUGUCAACAUCCACAUAUUAUUCGUUUAUAUCAUGUUAUGGAAACAGAAUCAAGCAUUUUUAUGGUUACUGAAUAUGCUAGUAAAGGAGAAGUAUUUGAUCAUAUUAGUUUAUCUCAUGCAUUUGGGGAAAAAGAAGCAAGAGAAUUAUUUUGGCAAAUUGUUUGUGCCAUUGAAUUUUGUCAUGCUUCGGGCAUUGUACAUCGUGAUUUAAAAGCAGAAAAUCUUCUAUUAGAUGCUGAUUUUAAAAUUAAAGUUGCUGAUUUUGGAUUUUGUAAUUUUUUUCAAAAUGGUCAAUUAUUAUCUACGCAUUGUGGAAGUCCUCAAUAUGCUGCACCGGAAUUAUUUAAAGGUGAAUCAUACGAUGGAACAUUGGCUGAUGUAUGGAGUUUAGGUGUUAUUUUGUAUAUUCUUGUUUGUGGUUCAUUUCCAUUUCCUGGUGAAUCAUUGGGUGAAAUUCGUACACAAGUACUACGUGGUCUUGUACGUUUUCCAUUUUAUUUAUCAACAUCUUGUGAACAAGUUAUACGAAGUAUGUUACAAGUAGAUCCUGUUCGACGUUUUAAAUUAAAACAAGUUAUGACCACAGCAUGGAUGCAAGAGUCACCAAAUGUGGAACAUUAUAAAUCACUGAUGAAUAAAUAUCGAAUUCAAGCAAAAGAACAUCAAUUUGAAAUUCUAUUUCAUCAACAACACCCGGAACAUAGUAAAAUUGCCAAAGAAGAAUUUCUCGAAAGAAUUGAACGUAAACUAGAUAGUGGGAUUGUCAAAGCAUUAUCAAAUGAAACAGGUUUAGAUGAAGAACAAAUACGUCAAUCGACAAUUCAACGUAAAUAUGAUCGUUAUCAUGCAGCUUAUGAAUUAUUAAAAGAAAAAAUUAAAAUUUUCUAUCAGAAUCCAAUUCUACGUAAAUUUGUUAAUGAUGAAAUGAAAAAACAACAAACAAAUACAUUUCACAAAUUAGAUUUCAUUCAACAAUCCACAUGGCAGCCAAUGUCUGAAGAACACAUCAAUACUAUGCCCACCACAUCAACAACUACAUCAACAACACCAACAACAACACAACUUGGUAUACUGGAUGAAACAAUGUUAUCAGAUGAACAAACUACUACUCCUCCUCCUCUUCCUGCUCCUCCAUCAAGUGAUAUGAUUAUGUCUAGUGAUUCAAGUGAUGUAUCAGAUGUACCAAUGAAAGAGACUUGUUCUUCUUGUUCGCCUUCUUCUUGUUUGCCUUCUUGUACUAUCAAUAAUGUUCAGUCAACUACGUCUACAAUAACAAAUCCUUCGAAUUGUGAAAAAUCUGAAAAUCCGAAUAGUUAUUAUAAUCAACAGAAAGAUUUCAAUGAAAGUAAUUUAAAAGAAUGGAAAUGUGUUACACAGCCAAAAAAUACUGAAUUAAAUGCUGCUAUGUGUAUUCUGAAAGCUGAUGAAGAUGAAAUUCUCUCACGAUUUGGUAUUCAAUCAGGUCCAAUCAAUAAAUCGUUUUCUAAUUCAACACGACGUCAUACAUUACAAUAUACUACAUCAUUAUUCCGUAAACAUGAUCAUCCUGAUACUACUAUUCUAACAAGUCCUGAUAAUAAUAAUAAUAAUGAUGGUGAUAUUGAUGUGAACAAUCGUCAAUCUGACACAUCGACUACUACUACUACUACUACUAAUACUACUAACAACGACAACAACAACAACAAUAUUGCUGUGACAAAUUCCAAUGUAAAAGUUGAUAGUCACAAUAAUAAUAAUAAUAGUAAAACCAAUGAGAAUAGUAACAUUGUUAAACGUACCACAGUACGUCGUUUUCCACGUCAAAUUACUCAACCCCAUUCAAAUCGAUUACAAUAUAAUCAAAAUAAUGCAGAGAAUUCAGAUCAAAUGUUAUUGACUCGUUUAGAUUGGAUGCCACCGAAUACAUGGGAGACAAGUUUUUCAGACUAUCGAAAAUCACACCUACUUAAAUCAUCAAGACCAUAUUUGAAUAAGAUCAGCAAACAAAAUGAACAAACAUUAACAUCACUUGAAUUAGGACAAGAAGCAUCUACCACGAGGUUGCCAAACAAUCCAGGAGACACGACAAUAACAACGACAAGUGAUGUUGAUGAUGAUGACGAUGAAGAAGGAGUAGUGGGGCAAGAUGAUGUUUCAAUUUUGAUUGAUCAAGAAAAUAUCAUCUUACCAGAUGAAAUGUCACAGUCUAUCCAAUUAACCGAGAAUAUCUCAUCUAUGAAUGAUUAUAACAAUGUAACAACAUUAGAUAGACAAGAUACAGUAUCUGAGAAAAGUAGUGUGUUUCUGCUGACAACUGAAUGCCCAAAUCCAGUUGAAUCCCCACUUGAAAUGGUGACAUUGGAAGAUCAACAGAUUCCUUCUGCACAACAAAAUUCCGUUGAUAUGAUGAUGAAUACAGAGUCUACUACUGAAAAAAUAGAUAAUGUGACUAGAAUUAUGAUUGAAAAAUCCAGCUUACAUGAAGAUCCAUGUUGGUCGAAUGUUCGUAUUUCAGGUGGAAUGAUGGAUGAAGAUGAAGAUGACAAUUCAUGUAAUCCAACAGCUGGAGUACUGCGUACACUACUUCCACAACUUAAUUUACCAGCGAAUUUACCAGCUAUGAUUCAUCAACCAGUAGCUUACUUCACUGUGAAAGAUCCAAAUUUACUUGCACCACCGGAGUUUAUGACACCACAUAGUUCUAGUUUCCCUCGUAGAUCAUCAGAUGGUGCAGCUGAUUUACAACCACUACAUCGACCUGUUAUCACAGUUGGUGGUAGUUAUCCAGAACAAGCGAAUUAUCGUAAAGAGAAUUCUGGUACUGAAAGUGAAAAUUCAUCUUUAGCAGUAAUCAACAAUGUACACUCUUCAAAACUAGAUCCUAUAGAAGGAACUACCGUAUCUGUGACCUCAACCAAUUUAUCUGAUCGAAUUCAUAAAUCUCGACAAAAAUAUAAUGAUUAUGAGCAAUCAAAACACAUGCCCUCUUCAUCUCAUCAUCAACAACAACACCCACAACACCAACAACAACAACUACCUGAAUUUCAUAAUCGAUCAUCAUCAGUUGCUCAACACUCAACUUAUCAUCAUUCUCAAAGAAACCGUCUUCCAUUAGGUAUAUGGUGGAAACUUACAAGUAAAAAAUUUAAUCAACCUAGUGAUUUUAAAAGUGAAUCAUGGGAUGCCCAAUUCGCUCGACAUCAAAAACGUUUUAGUCUACCGGUGAAUAGUGUACCUGUAAGACAACCACCAUCAGGCUCUGUCAAAACUGAACUACAAUGUAAAUGUCAUCAACCGUUAACUUCAGAAUUAUUACAAGAAAUUCAACAAAAACUACAAGAUACUUCAUGGAUUGAAAAACUCACAGCUACUGGAAUUACACAUGUACAAUGUACAACUGAUGAAAAUAAAUUCAAUUUUGAACAGAUACCAGAAAUGUAUCGUCGUGGAAGUGAAGCUAGUCAAAUGUCAGCAUGGGAAUAUCGUUUAAGACAAUAUAAUGAACUAUAUGAUCCAGCUGAACAUCCUCGAACUACUUCUAGUUUUCAUCAACCAGUUCCUGAAUUAGAACCAGAUGAAGAAGAAGAAGAAGAAGGAGAACGAGGAGAUGGAAGACGAGUAGGACAGGAGGAGGAGAAAUUAAAUUCCAAUUAUCCAUUCUUUACUUUUUCAUAUAAUAAUGAUAAUUUUGUUACAAAUACGAGAGUAACAACAACCACAACAACAACAACUGAAUAUCGAAAUAUUGUAAGUCCAGUGAAUCAAACAAUAGAUACAAGUGCAAUCACUACAACAAGCACAUGUACUUCUCAGUGUGUACCGUAUGAAUCAAGUUCUGUUAAAGAUGAUCAUCGUUUAAACACGCUUUCAAAUGAAUCAUACGAUUCAAAUACUAUUCCAAUUAGUCAAUCAGAUAUUGAAUUGACAGAUUUGAAAACUGAACUACACAAGCUUGAAGUAGAACAAAAAACAUCGCAUUCAUCAUUCACCGAUGAUCCUCUCCAUUUCUCAUCAAUCGAAUCAUCAAAAUCUAUAAUCGAUGAUAAUCAUCAAAUUGACAAAUUCACUGGUACAACAACUCAUUUGCCUACAUUCAAUUGGUCAACUGGUCAACCAACGAAUAUCACAUCAUUUUUAUCAGAUUAUGCUAUUAAUCAUAUGCAACAAUUUACAUCAUUAUCAACAACAAAAUCUACACUUACAACAAAUGAACCAUUUUCUACCACUUCUCCUACUUCUAAUCCAACACAAUGUUCGGAUGAUAAGCAAUUCAAGCAUCGUCGAGCAUCAUCUGUCAUUGUGAAUAAUCAUUAUCCAAUAGGAUUGAAUUAUUCAAUGCCCCCGGAUCAACAACAACAACAACUACUGUAUGAAACCAGCAAGGCGAGUAGACGUAAACAUAGACAUUCUGUGGGUGAAAUGUUGCUGCAUGAUAAUAACAUUAAUGAUAAUAAUAAUAAUACCAUGAAAUCGAAUUAUGAAUAUUGUUCUGAUGUUAGCUCGGAUGUAUUCAAUGUUAGUUCAGAAUUUCAACAACCUGCAAUCCAGUUAGGUUUAAACGUAAAUAUGGAAAAUGUUAAUACUCAAUUGGAUGAUGAGAUGAGUAUAAAAUCACUUUCUUCCUUUUCCAUGAUAACAACACCAUCACCAUCACCAACAAGUGUUAAUACUACUAAUAAUAAUAAUACAGGCAUUGGUCAACGUCUUUUCGAUCGGCUACAUCCAGAUCGAGCAAACUAUUUACAUGUACUACAACAUUCAGGUGGUUCAUUAGAUCGACGUUUAAGUCCUGAUUUGUUAAAAAGUCCUCGUAAAAAAAUUUAUCAAGAAUGGUUACCUAAAUUAACUGAAUUAUCCCACAAGGCAUUUGAUGUUGCACGUGACAAAAUGAAUAAAGUUAAAAGUGCAAAUAAUCCACAAUCUUUAGUUUAUAAUCUAAUUCAUCAUCCAUCAACACAUUAUUAUACAACAUCAAAUAUAUUGCAUCAAGAUGAACAAUAUAGCAGUGAUAUAAUUCAUAGAUCACCAAUUGAUCAUCAACUGGUGGUUAUCGAUGAACAACAUCAAAUACAAAGUGAUAACAAAUCCAAUCCUACUGCUACUACUACUACUACUACUAAUACUACUGAUACUACUACUCCUAGUAGUAUUAGUAGUAUUUUACAUGAAAAAGAUGAACAAAUUAAUGUUGUUACUGUCAAUGUGAAUACAGAUCCAGAUAUCGAUCAAGAUAUUGAUGAAGAUUAUGCUGAUGAAAAAGAUUGUGCUUUAGCUCCUUUACAAACACAUUUAUUAAAUACCACCAAUUCAUCAAUUCAUCAUUAUCAUCAUACAUCUCGACCAAGACAUAGAAUUAUGAUGAAUCAAAAUAUUGGACAAAAUUUAAGCCACUAUCCACAACAAGUUAUGCCAUUCUUUCAUGGUAGUUUACUUCAUCCGACUAAUAUUUCACAACAUCAACACCAACAACAACAGCAACAGUCUCAAAAUGCAUUCAAUUCUCAAUUACCUUAUGGUACUAGUAGUAGUAGUAGUGGAUUUAAUAAUUACACGUUACAAGAUUUAGUUGAUUUUUCGAAUCCACAAGCUUUACCAGCUGCAGCUGCUGCAGCUUCAUUAUUAUUAUUUCGUUCAACUGAUGAUGAUGAAGAUCUGGCUGCUAUUGAUCGUGUGAAUCAACGUUUAGCUUUGAAUAGAUUAAUAACUAGUAAUUUAAUUGAGACAAAUCAAUUAGUAAAUAAUAAUUUUCCUAAUCUACAUAAUUCAACAAUUUCUUCGGAUUGUUCAACAUCAUCAUCAUCAUCUCCUCAAACACAAACAAUGUUACCGCCACCAACACAACAACAACAACAACAACCAAUUAGAUCUUUUUUUGCCUAUAAUACAAACAACACCAAUUCCACAUUCCAUAAUAAUCAAUAAAAAAAAACACAAAAAUUUUGAUCAACACAAGAUACAAUACAUCAUAUCAUUCAUUAUGCACAUGAUUGACUAUUCCCGGUCUUCGAUAUAAUCAAUCAAUCCUUCUACAUAAUAUGCCCCUGAUGAUAUUAUAAUGAUACCUACCUAUAUUCCCUAAUAAGAAUAAAGUAAACGUCAUAUAACUUAUUUCAUUGCAAGGUUGUUGUGAAGAUUGUUAAGUGUUUUUAUUUGUAACCAUGAAUCGAUCAAUGAUGUUAGACCAGCACUAUUAGAAACCUGGAAGAAGCACUGAAUCAUGGCCGUUUCGUCCUGGUAUGGCGCUACUCAUUAGGUCCUGGGUUCGAAUCCUGUGGGAUGCAGGAGUCGUGGAUGCGCACUG
Schistosoma turkestanicum is the source of this 7594-nucleotide messenger RNA. Lineage: Eukaryota; Metazoa; Platyhelminthes; Trematoda; Strigeidida; Schistosomatidae. The record is from the annotation of a GenBank genome assembly.